AUGUCGAAAACAAAAUCUAAAAAGUCAAGAAAAUCUGAAUCGGAAGAAUCUUGUGAUGAAAACAGUACCAGUUCAUCGGAAUCAUCAGAUCAAGAAGAGGAACAGCUAAAGAAGAAAAGUAAGCACAAGGACAAGAAGAAGAAGACCAAAUCAUCCAAGAAAAAACACAAGUCCAAGUCGGAUUCUGAAAGUGACUCCUCAUCGUCGUCCGAGUCCUCAUCGGAGAAAGAAGAAAGAAACGCCACAAGAAAGAAAUCGAAAUCAAGCGAAGAUAAGAAAGAAGCAUUUCAACCAAAACGCGAGAGAAGGGAUAAAUCAUUGAGUCGUGAGCGAGAAAAAGACUUACGGUCCAAAUGGGAAAGCCCCAAAAGAAGUUACAGAAGGAGUCGGAGUCGUGAGAGAAGUCGAAGCCGGCAUAGAGACAGAUCUCAGGAAAGGGAUCGCAAUCGUUCCAGCAGAGACCACAGAGACAGACUUGACGUUAAAAGAGAAAGAGACGAACGCAGGGAUUUCAAACGUGAACAUGAAGGUGGAAACAGGUCCAACUACGAUAGAAGAGAACGUAGCCCCCAUCGAGAAAGAGAGAGAUCAAGAGAUAGGGGUUUUAAGCGAGAACCUCGCGGCACAGACAAUCGAUUUAAGAAUCGCCGAAGGGACGACGAUGACAAUAACUAUGAAUGGGGAAAAGCAUCAGAGGACAAAAAGUCCGAAGUGAAACAAGAGCCAGCAGAAAAAGAAAAACCUAACUUUGGACUUAGUGGAGCCCUUACUGAGGACACGAAUAAAGUCAAUGGUGUUGUCAUCAAAUACGCUGAACCCCUGGAAGCCAGAAAACCUAAAAGACGUUGGCGUUUAUAUCCGUUCAAAGGCGAAACAGCCCUACCCGUAUUACACAUACACAGACAAUCGUGUUUCCUGGUGGGGAGAGAUCGGAAAGUGGUUGACCUGCCCGUUGACCAUCCCAGUUGUUCAAAACAACAUGCCGCACUUCAGUACAGACUGGUGCCAUUUGAACGCGAAGACGGCACAUCUGGUAAACGGGUACGCCUCUACCUGAUCGAUUUAGAUUCAGCCAAUGGAACAUUUUUAAACAACAAACGCAUAGAGCCACGCAAAUACUACGAGCUAAUGGAGAAGGAUGUUAUCAAGUUUGGCUUCAGUACACGUGAAUAUGUCUUGUUGCAUGAAAACAGUAAAGAAGAUCAAGAGGACGACGAUAUCGAAAUUAAGGAGGAAAAUUGAAACAA
This is a messenger RNA of Musca vetustissima, 1247 nucleotides long. Its product is annotated as smad nuclear-interacting protein 1. Gene Ontology annotation, biological process: miRNA processing. The record is from RefSeq and is a predicted model, not a curated record. The transcript has 2 exons. The coding region runs from base 1 to 1242 and encodes 413 amino acids. Gene Ontology annotation, cellular component: nucleus. Gene Ontology annotation, molecular function: mRNA binding; protein binding. Lineage: Eukaryota; Metazoa; Arthropoda; Insecta; Diptera; Muscidae.